AUGGCCCUCCAGUCGCCCCUCGCAGCACCCGCUGCACCUCACUCACAACGACAGGCACAGACGUUUGAGUUUACGAAGCGCAAGAAAUGGACGGAUAUUUUGGUCUCCGAACUACCCGACACCGUCCUUCUUAUCUUGGACACCGACAAAGAAAUUCAAUACGUCGGCCCAAAUACAACUGACCUCCUCGGCUGGCAGGUGGAAGAAUUAGUGGACACGGACGUCCUGGACAUCGUCAACGACGACGAUAAGAGACAUUUUAACAACCACCUUCAAAAUAGUUUGAGCUCUCGGCAAGACCUUUCUUGUCACGCUCGCUUGAAAUGCAAGCCAGUUGAUGAAGAGAAACAAGACAGCCAGAAGGAACUACUUUUCGAAGUUCGAGGGCAUGCAUUAUAUACUCCGAAUGACAAUGAGUGUAAAUGUUUCCUCGUCGUAGCGAAGCCAUACCCUAGCAGGAACAUGGCAGUUCUGAAUACUUUUCUGGAGCUGAAAAUCGAGAACGAGAGACUUACGCAGCGUCUUAAAGAACUGAAAGCGCAACAGGAUCUUCUGCCUGCAUCCGCUGACGAACAUGCUGCUUCAGCUCCGUUGACUACAAUGACUCAAUUCUCCGGAUUCGAGUUUGCCCGACCUCCGAGUAGUGCAUCGCAGUCUCCUCUCUCUGGUAGCGCGGCCGGCGGCAUUGGCACUAUACAUACCGGAUUCGUACAUUCUACUUUACCAAAUACAAACCCCAGAGAUGACGACAGUGAGGACGGAAGCAAGAGAAAGAAGGUCAAGAAAACUAAUGUACCUGCACAGCAAUAUGUCUGCGUUACCUGCGGGAGAACCGACUCGCCGGAAUGGCGCAAGGGUCCAAAGGGACCGAAGACACUAUGCAAUGCAUGCGGUCUUCGUUGGGCCAAGCGUUCAAAGCAAACAGACGACGUGCCUAUUCCGUACGUUCAAGGUGGACAAGGAUCACGAGAAGGUCACGACGGAGGGCGUCCAUCUACAUCAGCGUCUUCGAGUUCUGGAAGAGGAGGGCGAGGAGCACCGGUACCGAACGCUGCGUUAUCCGUAACGCCAACCGAACCACCACCUUCUUCGAGUGGGCCGCCUAAGCAGCACCAGCAGCAAGGACGUUACGAUACGCACGUGUCGGCUGCUUCGCCCACGCAUACGACGUUCGCUCCGACACCAAUUGCACCGGCGCCACCUAACCCCGGAGCCCAUUAUGGUAUGCAUGUAGGCAUACCUAUGUCCGCGCACCCUCAGAACGCCGCGAUUCAACCUUCACCGACUUCAGCUGUAGCACACCCUUUCUCACAGGCGCGGACGCAGGAACAGUAUCAUCAGGCCAUGUAUGACCAGCAGCAGCAUCAUCAUUAUUCGUGGCCGCCGAUGAACCAGCACCGAGAUGGGGGAUAUGGUUACUAA
Fomitiporia mediterranea MF3/22 is the source of this 1422-nucleotide messenger RNA. RefSeq lists its product as uncharacterized. The record is from RefSeq and is a predicted model, not a curated record. Bases 1 to 1422 code for a protein of 473 amino acids. The transcript has 4 exons. Gene Ontology annotation, molecular function: sequence-specific DNA binding; zinc ion binding. NCBI's taxonomy places the organism in Eukaryota, Fungi, Basidiomycota, Agaricomycetes, Hymenochaetales, Hymenochaetaceae. Gene Ontology annotation, biological process: regulation of DNA-templated transcription.